GUUCUGUAUAUACUCGACCAGUUCCGUAUAUACUCGACCACAUAUCUGCUUGGCUCGAUGAUGUGCUCUUCCUGACGGUCGCACCGUUUUGUAACUCGGUAUGGUACAAAGCCUUCUUCUCCCCCAACUGGCCCACAACGACUACACAUCCUCGCGACGUCUCGACCAUUGGCCGAUUGACAUAGUAACUUCCUUUUUUUCCUUCGACUCCUCGUAUAUGCUUUUUGAUACAUACUUCUUGACUUCGUUUUACGAUUGCUACUGUUCUGAUUUCCGUGAAGGACUUGAAUUGGCUCGUAUUACAGAAUUUCGCUGCAUAUGGGUCCAAGCGAGAUAUAGUGUUGAUCUACUGACAGAACUAGAUACCAGUUCGAUUACUGUACGACCUUCCCAGAUUUCUCUACGUAUAUGUCAUCAUGUUGCCCGUGGGCCCAUAGUCACUCAAUUUCGAGUUCUCGUCGUCGGGGCAAGGUCGUCGGCGGAAGCGCAAGUCGGUGCAACACCGACUUGCGCGGGUCGUCUGCGAUCGCGGUUCAGGAACGCCCUAUGAGUCCGCAAUGCAUGUUGGACCAUCUGAAGGCGCGACUUCAGCGCCG
Molecule: messenger RNA, 596 nt
Organism: Schizophyllum commune H4-8
Lineage: Eukaryota; Fungi; Basidiomycota; Agaricomycetes; Agaricales; Schizophyllaceae
Exons: 1
Coding region: 101-550 (149 amino acids)
Source: RefSeq, a predicted model, not a curated record